AUGGAGGUCGCACCCUCCGUGGAGGUCGUGCCCUCCAUGGCGGUCAUGCCAAGGUUGGAGGGCAGGUCACGUGACUGCGCGGCACAAGCUUACCCGCUGUGCCCCGCCUUCAACGUUGUUCUGCCGUUGUUGCUUGUCCUCCUCCUUGCAAUCCUCCUGCACCUUGUGUCGAAGGAGGAAGAUACGAUGUAA
This is a messenger RNA of Pyrenophora tritici-repentis Pt-1C-BFP, 192 nucleotides long. NCBI's taxonomy places the organism in Eukaryota, Fungi, Ascomycota, Dothideomycetes, Pleosporales, Pleosporaceae. The record is from RefSeq and is a predicted model, not a curated record.